This is a messenger RNA of Dovyalis caffra, 294 nucleotides long. Lineage: Eukaryota; Viridiplantae; Streptophyta; Magnoliopsida; Malpighiales; Salicaceae. The record is from the annotation of a GenBank genome assembly.
AUGGAGGACAGUUCAUCGUUUGAUGUCAAUAAGAUUGCAACACGCUUGAGAAGCCGAAAGAGUCAAGGAUUAGGAAGAGAACAUGCAUUAUCCUUCCUUCUCAGGCGGCAGUUGGCACACACAGUAUUUGAUACGCACAAGCAGUUGUGUGGGGAGGACCUAAUCAGCAUGGUUUUUGAAGAGGGAAGGGUGGAGAAAGAGUCUGGUACGUACAAGAGAGAGUUUAAAGAGAGAAAGAGUGAGGAAGAGAGAGUUGAUUUAUAUGGAUGUUUUGGACAUGUGUGGAAGGAGUAA